Messenger RNA from Arabidopsis arenosa, 670 nucleotides. The record is from the annotation of a GenBank genome assembly. NCBI's taxonomy places the organism in Eukaryota, Viridiplantae, Streptophyta, Magnoliopsida, Brassicales, Brassicaceae.
UUGCUCAGCCUCUAAUAAGGAAAAAAAAACAAACAGUUUUGGCUUCUUGAAAGGAAUCAGAAAAAGGAGUUUCAUUUUUUAGCUCCACAGUUCUUCCCAUUGUGUAAAUUUGUUUUCGUUUCAAACCGAUUUCUUUCUUUAAACACUAUGGGAGGCUGUGCGAGCAAACCUAAGGAAUCUGAUAUCCAAGAAACCGAAAAGACUGUUGUCGAGUCCAAGAACGUUGAAACCGAAACCGUAUCUCAGGAGAAGGCAGAUGAAGUUGUCGACGAGAAGAAGGAAGAGUCUGCUGGAGAUGUAGCAGAGACACAGAAGGAAGCUGAGGCAGCCAAACCGGCCGAGGCCGAGGCAGCCAAGCCUGUCGAGGCUGAGGUAGCCAAGCCUGUCGAGGCUGAGCAAGCCAAGCCUGCUGAGGCUGAGCCAGCUCCAGAGGCGGUGAAGACCGAAGAACCUGCCGUCGAAACUGUUAAGGAGACUGAGCCACCAAAACAAGAGGAGGCUGUUGUAGCAGCCAAUGAUACCAAAACCAACGAAGAGCCUCUUGUAACCCUUUGAUUCUUUCGCAUUUUCAUUUCUCAAAACCCCAAAUUGUAAUAUGUAUAUGUUUCUCACCACUGUUGUUGUAUUGCUAUUGUUACCACAUGUACGUUAAUGAAACAAUAGACUUGUU